AAUAGCUGAAAGCUGUUGCAUUCAUCCAUCAAUUCUAGCUCUUGCUAUAAAGCCGCAGUUAGUUGUGGUGGGUAGUAUAACGGUAGAAUCGUGUCGUGACUCGUUUAUACCUACCACAAUAUGCCGACAUGCCUCCUGGAAGAUGACUUUUGCUGAUUCCUAUCGCUCACACCGAUUCCGAACCACUGCCACAAAUAAUGCCCUACACCCUCGCCGAUUGACACCCGCACGCCAAUGGCCAGUUCUUGAGAAAAACUCCUGGGCAACAGCGUCACCGUUGCCCAGUUGCCCAGGAGACAUCGUACCCUGUCGCACUUCAACGUCACUCAGAGACACUGCCAAAAAAUGGGGACCCAAGAUACCACACCUACUAUCGACAGCACGGAUUCUAAUAAAGAAAAAGACGGUAAAACUGCGACCGAGGUGGCUUCCAGUGGACCUAACACCAAGGUUAGUACUGUUACCCCAGACAUACAACAAAUUGUACAAGAUUGCACAAAGAAAAGUAACAGCUUCGUAGAAAGUAAAUAUAGGAUAACCAUCACAUCGGAAAGAAUAUUGCAGCUGAGAAGACUGGUAGAAUGUGCUACCAAAGAUCAUAAAGUCUUCACCAUAAGAGCAGGAGUCUGGCCAGUAAUAAGAAGAGAGCUCGUUAGGCGCGGUUGGUUAGAAAAAGUGGAACAUAAUAACAAGCAAAAGUUCACAACUUUGGAAGACGUUACCAGUAACCUACCUUCUAAGCAAGAUUGGGAGUCGCACCAGAGUUACACCGAAAAGUGUGAGAAAAUGGUGAUAUCGAGAAUGCUUCAAAGUUACGACUGUGAUUUUUACUGGAGCAUGCGCAAAGAACCUGCCGAUCUUCAACAUCGUGCCAAUGCUUUCAAACUGAUCAAUCGUUUCAGUAGAAGUUUGUUUGCUUCCAAAGAAGGGCUGGCCCUUCUUCUGCAACAGCACUACUGGUUCACAGAGAACGGAGUCGCCAACGUUAACUAUCCGCGAGUGUAUGUCUUAGGUUUUCCUGAUCACUAUAAUAUGUUCAUCGAUGAUUUCCGAAUCACUGCCUGUAUGGGCUUCCUGAAAUGUAUCGCUGAAAGAUACGAAACUGGAGAUAAGUACGAUAUCAAAUCACCAGAUGGAAAGGUACCAUACGCUGCCAUUCAGUUUGCCAUAGAUCGGUGUAAUGACUAUGUGGCAGGUCAGAAGCAUUUCGAUCUCGACAAGGACUUUGUGAGAAUCUGGGACCAUGAAUGGGAGCAAUUUCUUACCAACUUUUACAUCAUUGUCCAUGAAAAAGGUCUCUUUUGUGACUUUAGUGAAUCACUGAAAACCGUAUAUGGUAAGAUAUCGAUAUAUCAGUACACCUCUUGUGGUUUUCACCGAAAGCAAGUGGCAAUCGCGACAUGA
Acanthoscelides obtectus is the source of this 1404-nucleotide messenger RNA. Lineage: Eukaryota; Metazoa; Arthropoda; Insecta; Coleoptera; Chrysomelidae. The record is from the annotation of a GenBank genome assembly.